Messenger RNA from Solenopsis invicta (red fire ant), 762 nucleotides. RefSeq lists its product as uncharacterized. The transcript is spliced from 3 exons. Bases 1 to 762 code for a protein of 253 amino acids. NCBI's taxonomy places the organism in Eukaryota, Metazoa, Arthropoda, Insecta, Hymenoptera, Formicidae. The record is from RefSeq and is a predicted model, not a curated record.
AUGGCGGGCGGCUUUAAGCUACAAAAAUGGAUAAGCAACCACUCAUCCGUGAUUGAUUGUAUUCCUGAGGAUAAUCGAAUUAAAGCCACAACGAUUAACAUUAACAGUGACUUUACUGUUUACACUCUCGGGUUGUGCUGGCAACCAGCUAUGGACUCUUUUCAAUUCUCUGUAAAUAUACCUAAACCUGCAUCCAUCACUAAAAGAACAAUACUGUCUAAUAUUGCCAAGUUGUUUGAAAAGUUGCGGACAUUAAAAUUGGGAUGGGAUGAUCCGUUACCUGAUCCCGUAAGAAGACGAUGGUUGAAUUUUACAGAAAGUCUAGAUGACUUACAUCAUCUUUCGUUCCUUCGUUGGGUGCAUUAUCACUCGAGUUACUCGACUGAAGUUCACGGCUUCUGUGAUGCAUCUCAUCAGGCAAUUGCUGCCGUUGUGUAUAUUAGAACUGUUAAUACACAAAGAGAUGUUCAAACCGCACUCUUAGCUUCAAAAACAAAGAUAGCUCCAUUGAAGAAACUCACCAUUCCUCGAUUGGAAUUGUCAGGAGCUUGCCUCUUAACUAAACUUGUAUCACAUUUCCUCAAUGUUUUCGCAUUCAAUAAUGAUAUUCUUCCUCAAGCAAGUUGGAGAUUUGUGCCGGGUACGGAAAAUCCUGCUGAUUUGGCGAUCAGGGGACUAACUCCUACUCAACUCUCAGAGCUGCCCAUAUGGUGGACGGGUCGCAUUGGUUAUUACAAGAACCGACAGAAUGGCCAGUUAUGA